Striga hermonthica is the source of this 2242-nucleotide messenger RNA. The record is from the annotation of a GenBank genome assembly. NCBI's taxonomy places the organism in Eukaryota, Viridiplantae, Streptophyta, Magnoliopsida, Lamiales, Orobanchaceae.
CACACGACCCAUCAGGCUCUCUACAUUGCAUCCCUCGAGUCAAUUCUAAUGCUAAACAGUUGGAUACUUCUCGACGGAAGGCCAAAGCUUAUGUCAGGGAGGCACAAAAUGCCGAGAAACGAGUCAUGAACGUUGAUCUUCGAGAUACCAUCAAUCAGCGAAAUUGUCCUAUCACAUUCAGUAUCGAAGACGCUAAUCUAUUCGCUCAUCCUCAUUCCGACGCCCUUAUUAUCACAGCCCCGAUUGGAGGGAUUCCCGUCCACCGAAUUAUGGUCGAUACAGGGGCUUAUUCAAGCAUUUUGAUGCUCCGCACUUUCAAGAAAUUGGGUCUGGACCCAGCUGAUAUUAGACCUUGCAACGACCAAAUUCAAGGUUUCAAUGGGAGCAUCUCUCGCCCUGUUUGUGAAAUAUUACUCCCUAUUCGAUUUGGCGGUUUUGGACCAAAAUCCAAGAUUAUCAUGGAAACUUUCAAGGUCUUGGAUGUCCAGAAUGAAUAUAAUGCUGUUGUAGGACGAACUGCGCUUUACAAGCUCCCCCGGAGUCUGACGUUGCUUUCGGCCUCGCGUAGCUUUCAUAUCGUCGAAGAACAGGAAACUGGUAACUUUACUGAGUUAAGCGAUUUAUCCCUUCCUGAUGUUCGAAGAACUACUCAAUUUGCUUCAGUUACCGACAUCCCCCUUAUAGCUGAUACCGAUGUCCCUGCGACGUCGGAUUUGCCUGAAACACUAAAUGAAGCCCUUGAUCCAGAGCAGUCUUUUCAUGAGGAAGACAUUAGGAUACAUGAUGAUAUGGAUCCACGGAUGCCAUUCAAGGAUAAGAACCAUCAUGUCCGAGCAGAGCCAGUUGAAGAUAUCGAAACUAUUUAUGUGGAUGGCCUGACUCAGGAAAAAUCAUUGCGUAUUGGAGCUAACCUUCAAGAACCCGUACGUUCGUGUUUAAUUCAAUUUCUUCAGUCAAAUUCCGAUGUGUUCGCUUGGAAGCACGAAGACAUGAAAGGGAUAGACCCGCAGAAGGCAUGCCAUCGCCUAAAUUUGGAUAAGACUGUCAAGCCCGUUAUACAAAAAUGCCGAAGAUUCGGUCCAGAUCGCCAGAAGGCUCUUGAAGAGGAAGUGAAUAAGCUCAUAGACAACAAAUUUGUUAAAGAAGCUAAAUAUCCGACGUGGAUAUCAAAUCCUGUUUUGGUUAAGAAAGCUACUAGUCUUUGGCGUCUCUGCAUUGAUUUCUCGGAUUUGAACCAAGCAUGCCCAAAAGAUAGCUAUCCAAUUCCACACAUUGAUUACAUGGUAGACGCUACAUCGGGACACCAACUCAUGAGUUUUUUGGACGCCUAUUCCGGUUAUAAUCAAAUUCCCAUGCACCCUGAUGAUGUUGAGCAUACUUCGUUUUAUUCAGCCCGUGGUCUCUACUGUUAUGUUAUGAUGACUUUUGGAUUGAAAAAUGCUGGGGCUACAUAUCAACGGUUGGUCAAUAAGAUGUUCGCACGCUUGAUCGGCCAUACGAUGGAAGUCUAUGUAGACGACAUGCUGGUGAAAUCGGAACAAGCUUCUGAACAUAUUGCUCAUCUUUCAAAAGUUUUUGACAUUCUUCGAGAAUAUUCAAUGGUGCUUAAUCCCAAGAAGUGUACCUUUGGAGUUGGGUCAGGAAAAUUUUUAGGAUACAUGGUGAGUCAAAGAGGAAUCGAAGCUAAUCCUGCCAAGAUUCGAGCCAUACUUGAAUUGGCUCCUCCGACAUGUGUCAAAGGUGUCCAAGCUUUAACUGGUCGACUGGCGGCUUUAAACCGAUUCAUUUCAAAGUUGACGGAUCAUUGUAAGCCGUUUUUUUAUGCUAUUAAAAAAAAGAAACCGUUCAAAUGGAAUGCGGAAUGUCAGAAUGCUUUUGACAAUAUCAAAGAAGUUCUUUCACGAUUACCGACGUUACAGAAGCCUCUUCCUGAUGAACCCUUGUUUUUGUACUUGGGUGUGAGUGACGUCACUGUUAAUGCUGUUCUUAUACGACAAGAUGGACUUCAACAAUUCCCGAUAUAUUACAUUAGCAAGGCCUUACAUGACGCUGAAUUGCGGUAUCCAUAUAUGGAGAAGUUGGCCUUUGCUCUGAUCAUUGCUGCGCGAAAGUUGCGUCCAUAUUUCUUGGAACAUUCUGUUGUUGUAUUUACAUCAUUUCCUCUCCGACAAGUCCUCCACCGACCUGACACGUCGGGAAGGAUGAUCAAGUGGGCGAUAGAACUGGGACAGUUUGACAUUCA